Saccostrea cuccullata (small rock oyster) is the source of this 2942-nucleotide messenger RNA. RefSeq names its product leucine-rich repeat-containing protein 15-like. Gene Ontology annotation, cellular component: extracellular matrix. Gene Ontology annotation, molecular function: protein binding. The record is from RefSeq and is a predicted model, not a curated record. The coding region runs from base 1132 to 2880 and encodes 582 amino acids. The transcript is spliced from 2 exons. NCBI's taxonomy places the organism in Eukaryota, Metazoa, Mollusca, Bivalvia, Ostreida, Ostreidae.
CUUUGAUUUGCAUAAAGGAAACAUUUAAGUUAAAUUAUCGAAUCUUAUUUCGACAUGCAUGCACGGGCCUCAGAACACCCGACUUUUGUUGUGCAGUGCUCCGCUGCCGCAGACGUAUACAAUUGAAACCAUUACACCUCUGAAUGUUUUUUUCUUUUCGUUUUCUGCUGUAUAUAAAUGGUAAUAUCGGAAUGUGGAAGCCUUGAACGGGACCCCAGAGAGCCUAGUCAGAGUUUGACAUAUGAAUAUUGUCUAAUACUUCUAUCUCAAAGUGAUAUUGAAGGUUGUUAUACAAGAGCGGCGAUGGAAAAAAGACCGAUCUCAGAAUUGUUAAAAGAGAGGAAAUCACAAUAGAACUUUCUUAAGGGGAUGGAGUGGCCUUUCACUUUAGAGCUAAAAUCCUUGCAAAACAUAAUGAGAGAAAACUCGGUUUGUAAAAAUGAAUGGUACCAUACUAAAUCAUAAGAAUUUGAUAAAGUAAUUGGUGUUUCAAACUUGUCAAAAUCCGAGAUGAAAUACCAUAUUGUUUAAAUGUGAUCUUUAAAAGUGAUAUUAAUCACGAUGUUGUAGAUUGAGAUCAAGUGAUUAUCUCGACACGCCUGAGUAAAUCUUUUUUCUCCGAUUUCAUUGGCAAUUGACACCAUCUGAUAUGACCAAAGAUAGUCAUCACGAAUUUGUUUCCACCAUAAUGUCUCUUGUUUUCGCGAUUUAUGACCAGAUAAAGAUAUUGGACUUCUCUGGUUCCAUGUCUAGUGUACGGGUGGACGAUUUUCGGAUUAAAUAUUUAAACGUAUCUGGUAAUUAAACCCCAACCUUCGGGUGACCCUCGAGGGCCCAUUAACAACAUACUUACACCUUUACCCCAUUAAUCAAUAAACUUAAUUGUUAUUUAUUACACACUGUGUCAUCGCCCAAUUGCACUUUAAAAUUCGAAACAUGUUUUUCUCAUAAUUAUUAGGUGGCAGAAACCCAGAACAUUUCUGAAUUAUUCAUUAUAGGGCAUAAUGUUUGUAUACAUGGUAUACGUUAUCUAUUUCCUCUUACACACUGUUUAUCCAUGACGAGACUAGACGGCUAUUUCCUGAUAGAAGGGUCAGGUGAAACGAAAAAUGCCAACACCAUCAACAGAAGAUGAAGGUGUGCUACUUUGAUGUUGUUUUCGCUGCCAUUUUGUUCUGCAUUGUUGCCAAGACUGCAUCUUGUCCCCCGCCAUGUCGCUGCCAUCAGAAGAUGUACACCUAUUGUGACAAUGCUGCACUAACCGCCAACCAGUUGGAAGGGGUUUUACAGAAUACCCCAACAACAACAACAUAUUUAGAUCUGAGUCAAAACAGUAUUUCAUUCCUACCAGACAAGAUUUUUGAAAACCAUCCUCAAUUGAACAAUGUAAAUUUUGCCUGGAAUGGCAUUGGAAGCAUAUCGCCGAAGGUUUUCGUUCCGUUGACUCAUCUGAGAAAGUUGUUUCUAGAAGAGAAUAAAUUAGUUGUUAUCAAUUCUGGAUUAUUCUCGUCACUUAGAGAACUGGAAAUUCUAAGACUGGACAAUAAUAAAAUUGAGGAUAUUCAUAAUACCAGCUUUGAAAAUCUAACGUAUCUGGAGGAAGUUUAUCUGAAUGACAACCAUUUGUUUGAAAUCCCCUCUUUGUUAUUCUCAAAGACCUCAAAAUUACGGGUGUUGGAUCUCUCUAAUAACCUUAUAGAAUACAUCCACGAUGGAACUUUUUCACAACUGGGAAAUUUACAAGUUUUAUCUCUAGCAAGUAACAGAAUUCGCACGUUACAGUCUUUCACCUUCCGAGGACUUGUAAAUUUGAAUCAGCUAAGUUUACGCCAGAACAGACUCUCCCUGUUACGGGCAUCGGAUCUGGAUCCCGUGAGAGGAAGUCUAAAGGAUCUGGAUUUAUCCUCUAAUCUACUAUCCGCUGUGAAAAGCAAUGCAUUCAGGGAUAUGGUACACUUACUGAAUUUGAACGUCAGCGAAAAUAAUAUCGAGUUUAUCAAUGACAGUGCGUUUUUUGGGUUAUCUCUCGACAAGUUGCUUCUGAAUGGCAACAAGUUAACCCAGCUCUGGAGGUCUUCGUUUCGUGGAGUGCAGAGGAUUGCUUAUUUGGAUUUAAGCGCUAAUGAAAUAGCACGCAUAGAAACGGGAGCAUUUGAUAGUUUCAAUGAAUUCAUAUUUGUACUGGAUCUUUCCAAAAAUAAACUUACUAAAGUACAACAUGGUAUGGUGCGAGACAUGAAAUAUCUACAAGUAUUAAACUUAGCUCAGAAUGAAAUAGACGAAAUAGUAAAUGCUGCACUGAAAGACCUAACAAACCUUCAAGAACUCAAUAUAAGUGAAAAUAAAUUUACCGUUGUUGAUUCAAAGGAUUUCAUAGGACCCCUCAAUUCUUUAGGACGUUUUUCUUUAGAGUGCAAUAAAUUGUCAAAGUUUAAGAAUUUUAAUUUCAACAGAGAAAUUUAUGUUUCAAUGAAUCUAACACUCUCUCAUGUUCAGUCACGGUCUGUGAAUGUUUCUUGGCCAUAUGAGAAAGGACUUCAAAUGUACUGGUCUUUGAUUAUUAAAUGUGUCGAUUCGAACACUUGUCCUUUCGACUCACAGCCUAUCUUUUUACCCGCUUAUCAGGAAAGUCAUGUUAUAGACAAUUUACAGCCGAUAUCGCAAUACUAUGUGUGUAUUAAUCCAGUAUUUGCUGAGAAAAACAUCCAUGUUGAACAAUGCCUCUUCAUUAUGACGUCAGAGGAAGUAGUGACCACUACAAAGGCGCCUUCGACAGUGAUCAAUUCACAAAAGACGUCUGGUGCUUCAUCAAGGACUACAUUUUGUGCAAUGUUGUCAAUGACAUAUUUGAUAAUUUGUUUAUAUGAAUUUAUAAUGUAAAUAUACAGAAACUAUUUUAUCAAAUUGUUUUCAUUUGUUUUCUCCAGACGAAUUAUGUGGCU